CGCGCGCGGCUGAGGGCAAAGAUCCAGGAGGCGUCAACGGGGUGAAGACUCGUUUCAUCGGCAGAGAGAGAGAGAGAGAGAAACAUAGACUGAACCAAGUGGACUGUCCGAGAGCAGAGAGGAUGAAGCGUACAACUUUCCUGUUGGUGUUUGCAGUUGUCCUGAGCUUCUGUCAGGCUCAGUCGGAGACAGGAGGUGAGGAAACAGGAGGGGAGGAGGAACAUGUGGAGCUCUUCACCACGCCAAUGACUAAGAUGGGUGCCGCCACCUCGGACUUCGGCUACAACCUGUUCCGCGCUCUAGCAAGCAGCCAAGCGUCAACAAACAUCUUCCUGAGCCCCAUUAGUGUGUCCGCAGCGUUGACUCAGCUGUCCAUGGGAGGGUCUGAGCGUGCUCAAAGGCAACUGUUCAGGGCUCUGCGGUACCAUACCCUGCAGGACCCUCAGCUCCACAACACCCUGAAGGACCUUCUGGCCUCAGUCAAGUCACCUGGGAAAGGCCUGAGCACCGCCGCACGCAUCUACCUGGAAAGACGAAUUCGUGCAAAACCAGAAUUCUUCACACUUGUAGAGCAGCAGUAUGGAGUUCGUCCAAAUUCCCUGCUGGGAGGACCCAAAGAUAUGAAAAAAGUAAACGACUGGGUGACUCAGGAGACCGGUGGGAAGGUUCUGCGCCUCCUGUCCAGGGCCCUCCCCAGGAUCCUCGGAGUAAAUGCUAUAACUGCCGCCUACUUCAAAGGGAAGUGGGUGACUAGGUUCGGUCAGACUGGAUUGACGGAGAGCUUCCAAGUGGAUGGAGGAGCACCUGUUCGUGUUCCCAUGAUGCAGCAGGAUAACUACCCUGUGAAGAUGGGUGCCGACUCUGAUCUGAGCUGCACGAUCACUCAGCUCCAGAUGCAGGAUGACGUCAGCAUGUUCAUCUUCCUGCCCGAUGACGUGACCUCCAACAUGACCGUACUGGAGGAGAGUCUGACAGCUGAGUUUGUUCAGGACCUCUCCAUGACACUCCUUCCUGCCAAGGUGUCACUCACUCUGCCUGCUCUGAGGGUCAGCUACUCCACAGACCUGCUGCCGCUGCUCGGGGAUGUGGGCCUCUCUGAAUGGCUGGCAGACACAGACCUGGAACAAAUCUCAGCCCAGUCCAUCAAGCUCAACAGCGUCAAUCACAAGGUCGUCAUGGAGAUGGCGCCUGAAGGGACUCAGUACGCGAGUACAACUGAGGAAGGGAGCCACCUGUUGUACCGCGUGGACCGACCCUUCCUUUACCUGAUCCGGGAUGACAUGUCGGGGGCGCUGCUCUUCAUUGGCAGGGUGGUCAACCCCAAGGUCCUGUCGAAAUAACACACAUGCACUCUCUCACACACACACACACCAGAAUAGCACACACAGAAUAGCACACACUCUUAGCAGGUCCUAGGAGGGAUUUCAGGUGUUUGCAGUGCAUUUGUUGUGGCAGAUAUUUUCAAGGAUAUUUGAUUUUUGAUUUUACAUGAUUUCUCUUACUUUUCAUGUUGAAACAUUUUAGCAUGAUCAUGAUAAUCUGACUCAAACACACUGACAAUAUUAUGAGCUCAUUUUAGGACUGUCUUUUAUCCAAUCAAAUAUUGUUACCUUUCUCAUCUGAAAUAAACCCGACAAUGAAAUGAAA
This is a messenger RNA of Labrus mixtus (cuckoo wrasse), 1647 nucleotides long. RefSeq names its product serpin peptidase inhibitor, clade F (alpha-2 antiplasmin, pigment epithelium derived factor), member 1 (gene serpinf1). Gene Ontology annotation, biological process: negative regulation of angiogenesis; negative regulation of endopeptidase activity. Lineage: Eukaryota; Metazoa; Chordata; Actinopteri; Labriformes; Labridae. Gene Ontology annotation, molecular function: serine-type endopeptidase inhibitor activity. The transcript is spliced from 8 exons. Bases 123 to 1340 code for a protein of 405 amino acids. The record is from RefSeq and is a predicted model, not a curated record.